Molecule: messenger RNA, 1731 nt
Organism: Rotaria sp. Silwood1
Lineage: Eukaryota; Metazoa; Rotifera; Eurotatoria; Philodinida; Philodinidae
Source: the annotation of a GenBank genome assembly
AUGUCGACAUUGAAACUUCCUUCUCCUAUACUUUCGAUAUCUUCAUCUGAUCUGUUCGACCUUAUUCGUUCUCAUUGUGGUCAAGAAGUCCUCGAUAUUGUUAUAGCACAAAAAAUUCCCGACAUACAAACUCUUCUUCGAGUAAAUGAUUUGUUUACUCUUGUUUAUCUUCCAACAAAUGAAUUUCGAGAACUCAAGGAAAAGGUGGCAGUACAGCUUCACGAUGGUACAUGGUCAGUGUUGAUCGGAUUUCAAGCUCGUGUUGAUGAACUCAUGAAUGCUCUUAGAGAACAAGCUCGUCUCGAUGAAAAUGAAUACUAUCCGUCAUCCAAUAUUACGUCAACUUCUGAUCAUCUGACACUCUCUAUUGAACUUCUCAACAAAUUUCCUGCUCUUUCUUCACUCAUCAAACUUUGUACAGAUAUUCAUACACUUUCCGAUCGAAACGAUCUCACACUACUCAUUGAAAUACUAAACAACAUUUGUACUAAUUUGACAAGAUCGAAAAAUAACUUUCAAUAUUCCGACUAUAUUAUGAAGUUUGCUAUUUUACUCUUCAUUUAUAGUGGUCAAAAUGCGUAUCGAUUUGUUUCACUCAAUGUUCCUGGUUUUCUUCCAUCAAUCACCACUAUUAAAAAAAGACUUGCAAAUUCUUCCUUUCGUAUGUACGAGGCUCACUUUCGGUUCGACGCAAUGCAUGAUUAUUUUUCUUCGAAUGGCUUCACUUUUGCCUUUGCUGCAGAGGAUGCCACUGGUGUAAUUUCUAAAGUGACUUAUGAUUCAAUGUCCAACUCAUUCAUUGGCUUUGAUACACCUCUUGCACACGGACAGCCCCUACCUGAUCAGCAUCGUACGGAUUCAUAUGUAGAACUUCAAAAAUGGUUUGAAGAAAAACAAACAUCUUCUUUCAUUAAUGUCCAUAUGUUACAACCUCUUCUUAAUACCUCGUCCGGUCAAAUUCCUUCACCUUUUCUUCUUUCUGCCUAUGGUAUUGCCGGUACUUACACUGCUGAAGAUGUACUUAAUCGCUGGCUUUGGAUAUACGAAGAAACCAAGAAAAAAGGCAUUCGAAUUAUCGGUUUUUCAACCGACUGUGAUAGUCGUUAUCUUCGAAAGCAAGAAUAUUCAUCCGGUCUUCGCUUUCCCAAACAUCAUAAGCAUGGCAAAGUCACACGUGGACCCUCUUCUUCUUCAUCAUCAUCAACGUUUACCUAUUCGUCUCUUCGACCGGUCGAUAUCGAGACGAUAGUCGAAGAAGCCUUUGCAACUGCAUAUGAACUAAUCGAACCACUCAUUGGUAAAGAUACAUUACAAACAAGCAAAUAUAAAACAACAGCAAGUCUUUCUAAACUCAUCAUCAAACAUUACGAGACCUCAAAGCUUAAAAGUCGAUCGUCACAACUGCAGCAAGUCUUUGAUGAUCCAUCGAAAGAAAUCAACAAUGAAGAUGAAGAUGAAGAGGAUGAAGAUGAAGAAGAUGAAGAUGAAGAAGAUAAAGAUGAAGAACAAGAUCUUUCUCACGUUCUUCUUGAUUCGUCGAAUGUCUCUUUUAGAGGCAUGCGUGUGAAAGAAUCCAUUGAUCCAAAACAAUCCGAUUCGUUCUUCAAAGUUCGACGAGAAAAUGACACUACUGAUGUUUAUAUCCACAAGCAAACAGCUUGUUGGGUAUUGACAAAUGAAAAAUCUUCUCUUUCUUCUGAUCGUUUGAAGCGAGUUACACAAUCAAAAUAA